UGCAAUAUUUUGGGAUGAUCAAAUGUGAUAGACUUGGUACAAUGAUCCAGGACAAUUCAGAGGGACUGAGACCAAGAAGGCUCUUGAUCCACCUCCAGAGAAAGAACUGCUGAAGCCAGAUCAGAGGAAAGCAGCCAAUGCACAAUUCCACUGCGUUUUACUUGUGUCGUUGAUCAAGACCUACUACUCCAUUUCUACAAUUCAUCAUUCUGUGGUCCUUCUUCUCACAGAAUUGGCAGAUCUUCAAGAAAGAAGCUUGUUAACUCCUGAAUCCAAAGAAUGAACUGUUGCAGAAAGAUGCUGGAAAACCCACACUACAUCAAGAAGAUCAAGAAUGAAGUUUGGAUAUGGAAGCAGCUGUGAGAGAGAAUGAAAAGGGGACAGUAGAAAAAACAGGGACCCUGUUCUUGGGUCCCUGACAAAUCGGAGGAGGAGGAGGAGGGCCCGGCCUGUGAUCUGGCAGAGCUCAUAAAAGGAGGGGACUGGACAGGGCCCCAGAACCAGCUUCUGCACCCCAGGGUGUGGUGAAAAUCCUCUGGGACCAUCCCAAGGAUCCCAGCAAAGGGCCUCGGUUUCUCCCCUCAUGGCCACCCCUUAGCAGGUUCGACCGAGCUCAUUGGUUGUGGGUCUUCUUGUCAGCCCUGCUCCUUUCUGGAACAACAUCAGACCGAGAUGGCGCUGCUGCUGCUUCUCUCUGUGCUUGUGGGCCUCUCCGGAAUGGCUGAAGGCCAAGGGGUCCACCUGGGCUGGUGUCCUGAGCCUCCAGUCCAGGAGAACUUUGAUAUCAAUAAGUACUUGGGGAGGUGGUACGAGAUCGAGAAGAUCCCCGUCAGCUUUGAGAAGGGAAGCUGCAUCCAGGCCAAUUAUUCCUUGAAGGAAAACGGGAAGAUUAAGGUGCUCAAUCAGGAGAUUCGUCCUGAUGGGAGUGUGAACCAAGUGGAGGGGGAGGCCGCCCAGGCCAACCUCACGGAGCCCGCCAAGCUGGGAGUCAAGUUUUUCUGGUUGAUGCCCAGCGCCCCCUACUGGGUCCUGGCCACCGACUACGAGAACUACGCCCUCGUGUACUCCUGCACCACCUUCGUCUGGCUUUUCCACGUGGACUACGCCUGGGUCCUGGCAAGGCACCCCCACCUCCCCCGCGCUGUGCUGAGCCAGCUGAAGGGCAUCCUCUCGGCCAGCGGAAUCGACGUGGAAAGGAUGACGCCCACCGACCAGAUGAACUGCCCCGAGUUCCUCUAGGGGGGAGGGGGGCUGCCCCUUGCUUCGCUCCCUGGAAAGAAGACGGCGCCCGGGGAAGCUGGGAUCCGUGGGGGCUGGGGACCUUUGGGAGAGGCGGAGGCCCCCUUGGACCAGUGGCUCGGCAAGCCGGGGCCUCCUGCUCUGCCUGCCCUCUGACCAGCCCAGGCGCUCAGCACGGCUUCGCAAUAAAACUCCAGGCCCAGCUUUAA
Monodelphis domestica (gray short-tailed opossum) is the source of this 1448-nucleotide messenger RNA. It is a transcript of the gene APOD, whose product is annotated as apolipoprotein D. Gene Ontology annotation, biological process: lipid transport; brain development; lipid metabolic process. The record is from RefSeq and is a predicted model, not a curated record. NCBI's taxonomy places the organism in Eukaryota, Metazoa, Chordata, Mammalia, Didelphimorphia, Didelphidae. Gene Ontology annotation, molecular function: cholesterol binding. Gene Ontology annotation, cellular component: cytoplasm.